Myotis lucifugus (little brown bat) is the source of this 4187-nucleotide messenger RNA. It is a transcript of the gene ZKSCAN5, whose product is annotated as zinc finger with KRAB and SCAN domains 5. The transcript is spliced from 7 exons. NCBI's taxonomy places the organism in Eukaryota, Metazoa, Chordata, Mammalia, Chiroptera, Vespertilionidae. The record is from RefSeq and is a predicted model, not a curated record. Bases 607 to 3069 code for a protein of 820 amino acids. Gene Ontology annotation, biological process: negative regulation of transcription by RNA polymerase II. Gene Ontology annotation, molecular function: DNA-binding transcription repressor activity, RNA polymerase II-specific; RNA polymerase II cis-regulatory region sequence-specific DNA binding.
GUUUCCUAGAGCGGACUCGGAAGUGCUCUCGGGGGGUGGAUUUAUGGCUCAAGCCCGUUGGACAGGGAAAGCUUGGACUUGCUUACUUCCGGCGAGGAAGUGGUGCGAAGUGUCGCCUUCGGUUUUCUCUCCGUUUGUGAAAAGACACCCAUCUCUCCAGCCUUGAUUGCGGGAGCUCGGUCGUCCAGGAGAGCUCCCCGAGGCUGGAGUCUUGAGGAAAGGGAAUGGGCAUUGUAUCCAGACGGGGGCCCUAUCCCUAACCUUGACCGGGCCGGUCUCCCGUGUGUACGGGGUCAGGGUCGAUUCCGAGAAAUCCAGGUCCAAAUCUGCCCUUAUUAUCCUGCUUCUCUUCGGGACCAAUGAAGUCUCCCGUUGGUCUGUCAGGCCCUUCUGGCUUGAAAGACAGGACCAGUUUUGAUCAUUGUAGUGUUUUUGACCCCUGUUCUGACUUAAGUUUGACUUAAAGGUAGAGAGAAGGAGCGACUGCGACUGGACUAGUUAUAGGUUGCAUAAUAAUGAACGUGUCCUCCAGAAGAUCCUAAAGAGGAAAACGUAUGUGAUCAGUGUAAAACAGCUAAAGGGGAGAGAGAGCCUUCUGAGUUUGGAAUGAUAAUGACAGAAUCUGGGGAAGUCAUUGACUUGGACCCUCCAGCUGAGACUUCACAAGAGCAAGAAGACCUUCUAAUAGUGAAGGUGGAAGAAGAAGACUGCACGUGGAUGCAGGAGUACAGUCCGCCAGUGUUUGAGACUUUUUACCAGCGCUUCAAGCACUUCCAGUACCAUGAGGCAUCAGGCCCCCGGGAGGCACUCAGCCAGCUCCGGGUGCUCUGCUGUGAGUGGCUGAGGCCUGAGCUGCACACCAAGGAGCAGAUCCUGGAGCUACUGGUGCUGGAGCAAUUCCUGACCAUCCUGCCUGAAGAGUUCCAGACCUGGGUGAGAGAACAUCACCCGGAAAAUGGAGAAGAGGCUGUGGCUGUGGUAGAAAAUAUACAGAGGGAACUAGAGGAACGCAGACAACAGAUUGUGGCAUGUCCAGAAGUCCUUUCUCAGAAGAUGGUGCCAUCAGGAGCUAUGCAGGAGUCCCUCCAUCACCAGCUUCUGUCUCUGGACCCCCAGCCUGAACAAGAGCCACAGAAGCCACAUCUGGAGGAAAAUGUUUCUUCCCUUCCCCUGAAGGACAGCCAGGAGCUGACAGCCUCACUUCUCUCAGCUGGGUCCCAGAAGUUGGUGAAAAUUGAAGAUGUGGCUGAUGUGGCUGUUUCCUUUAUCCUGGAGGAAUGGGAACAUUUGGACCAGUCCCAGAAGUCUCUCUAUAGGGAUGACAGGAAGGAGAAUUAUGAGAGUAUUACCUCCAUGGAUUGCAAGUCAAAGAAUGACAAUAUGGAACUCAUAGUAAAGCAGAUUUCUGAUGAAGCCAAAUCGCACUGGAUGACAUCAGAAAGAAGUGUUGCCCAAAGUCAAGAAUUUGGAGAAGUUAAUGACCUUCGCAGCAUGGUAGAAGGGUGGCAGGUAAACCCCAGUGUGGGGAAGUCAAGGCAGAACCCUUCCCAGAAAAGAGAUCUUGGUGCCAUCACAGACAUUAAUUGUAAGCAAAACACAAAUGCUGAGAGAGGUCACAAAUGUAAUGAUUGUGGUAAAUUUUUCCUUCAAGCCUCAAACUUCAUUCAACAUCGGCGAAUCCACACUGGAGAAAAGCCAUUUAAGUGUGGUGAAUGUGGGAAAAGCUAUAAUCAGCGUGUGCACCUUACUCAACAUCAGCGAGUCCACACUGGUGAGAAACCCUAUAAAUGUCAGGUGUGCGGAAAAGCCUUUCGUGUGAGUUCCCACCUUGUCCAGCAUCACAGUGUGCACAGCGGAGAGAAACCCUACGGAUGUACCGAAUGUGGGAAAAACUUUGGUCGGCACUCUCAUCUGAUUGAGCACCUGAAGCGCCACUUCAGAGAGAAAUCCCAAAGAUGCAAUGACAAAAGAAGUAAGAAUACAAAAUUGAAUGUUAAGAAGAAAAUUUCAGAAUUUUCAGAAGCAGACAUGGAACUAUCUGGAAGAAUCCAAAAAAAUGUUUCUCAAGUUCAAGAUUUUGGAGAAGGCAAGUUGGAUAGAAAGCAGGGAAUUCCCAUGAAAGAGAUAGUAGGACAACCCUCUUCAAAGAGGAUAAAUUUCAAUCAAGUCACAUAUGUCCACAAAAAAUCCUCCACAGGAGAGAGACCACAUAAAUGUAAUGAAUGUGGAAAAAGCUUUAUUCAGAGUGCCCAUCUUAUUCAACAUCAGCGAAUACACACUGGAGAGAAACCAUUUAGGUGUGAUGAGUGUGGGAAAAGCUAUAAUCAACGUGUGCACCUAACUCAGCAUCAGAGAGUCCACACUGGCGAGAAACCCUACACCUGUCAUUUAUGUGGGAAAGCAUUUAGAGUAAGGUCCCAUCUUGUUCAGCAUCAGAGUGUGCACAGUGGGGAGAGACCCUUUAAAUGUAAUGAGUGUGGGAAAGGUUUUGGGAGGCGUUCACACCUUGCUGGGCAUCUAAGACUUCAUUCUAGAGAGAAAACCCAUCAGUGUCAUGAAUGUGGAGAAAUCUUUUUUCAGUAUGUUAGCCUCAUUGAACAUCAGGUGCUCCACAUGGGUCAGAAAAAAGAAAAAAAUGGCGUUUGUGAGGAAGCAUAUAGUUGGAAUUUAACAGUGAUUGAAGAUAAGAAGAUUGAGUUACAAGAGCAGCCUUAUAAAUGUGAUAUAUGUAGCAAAGCCUUUAAUUAUAGUUCUGACCUUAUUCAGCAUUACAGAACUCAUACUGCAGAGAAAACCUGUAAAUGUGAUCUAUGUAGAGAAAAUGUUGGCCAGUGUUCUCACAUAAAACAACGUCAAAAAACCUAUUCUAACAUGAAACCCUAUCAAUGUAAUGAAUGUGGCAGAGGCUUCACUCUGAAGUCACAUCUUAAUCAACAUCAGAGAAUGCAUACUGGUGAGAAACCCUUUCAAUGUACAGAAUGUGGAAUGAGUUUCACUUGGAGUUGUAGCCUCUUCAAACAUCUGAGAAGUCAUGAGAGGACAGGUUCCAUAAAUACCGUAAGUGUAUAGAUGUUUCUGUUGUAGCACCGCUCUUACUCAAUUUAGAGAAGCUUUCCUGAAGAGAAAUCCUACUUCUGUGAUGAAUGUAGUAACAACUUCAGCUUAACCAUAAAACCUCCAGAUACAUAACUGAAAUCCUUCAGUUAGAAUUUAGGAACACUGGAGAACAAGAAAUAGAUCAUUUGUUUGCUUUUCCCAAGGAGAAAUGCUUUUGUUAGCAUCUUCAUGCUUGAGAAUGUAGACAAAAGGGAACCCAUGGUGCCCGCCCGGCGUGGCUCAGUGGUUGAACAUUGACCUAUGAACCAAGAGGUCAUGGUUCGAUUCCUGGCCAGGGCAGUAAAAGAGAGAGAGAGAGAGAGAGAGAGAGAGAGAGAGAGAGAGAGAGAACCCAUGGAUAUGAUGGGUGAAGGAAAACCUUCAAGUAGCACUUAUUCAUUUGAAUGUCAGAUCAUUGACACUGGGAAAGCCUCAUGGAUACAGUAGAAAUAAGCGUUGUUUGUAAUUUCUGCCUUGACAGCUUAUCUAUUCAGGGAAGAGCACAGGUAAAGAAAGAGAACUCUUCAGCAUGAUACUCGUUUUGGUACCUCAGCAACGAACCUUCCCUAGAAAUGGUUGUCCUGGCCAAUAGAAGGCUCCAGUCCUUGUUCCCAUCAUAAGUAUUAGACCCUUUGAAAAAAAAAUUGACUGGUUUUUAUAUUUUGGAAAAAUUGGGUUCAGAGGCCGAAUGGUAUGUGUUCCUUACUAUCUUAUUCAAUCUACAACUUCUCCAUGAAACACACUCUACUUUUUUGGUUUUGUUUUGAUUCUGUUAUCAUCAGAUUAGCUAUUAUAAAGAGGAGUUAAGUUUUUCAAUUCAGUAGAAACUGUGUUGGUUAGUCACAUCUUGAGGGGAGGGGAGCGGGACCUUAGAGGAAUUAAGAAGACAGGCCAAAUAGUGGACUUUUUUUCUUCUUCUUUUCUAUUACCCACAACAGGGUAGCUAUGCACAUAGAAUUGUGGUUCCGCCCUGGCCAGUUUGGCUCAGUGGAUGGAGCGUGGGUCUGCAGACUGAAGGGUCCCAGGUUCUAUUCUGGUCAAAGGCACAUGCUAGGGUUGUGGGCUUGGUCCCCAGUGUGGGGUGUGUAAAA